Messenger RNA from Penicillium canariense, 465 nucleotides. RefSeq lists its product as uncharacterized. The transcript has a single exon. Gene Ontology annotation, molecular function: oxidoreductase activity, acting on the CH-OH group of donors, NAD or NADP as acceptor. Lineage: Eukaryota; Fungi; Ascomycota; Eurotiomycetes; Eurotiales; Aspergillaceae. Bases 1 to 465 code for a protein of 154 amino acids. Gene Ontology annotation, cellular component: cytoplasm. The record is from RefSeq and is a predicted model, not a curated record.
AUGCGGCCCUCUCCGCGCGCAUUGCCAAGCAGUUUUGAUAUAUCCGAUGCUGGACGACCGGACAAUCACCAACCAUGCGAGAGAACGGGCAACCUGCCCUGGAAGGAUGAGCAGCACCAGCGACCUUCGACGGAGCUCUUCGAUAUCAAUCUCAACUCAGUGGUGUUUGGCCAAAAGCUGGGGAUCCCUCACAUGAAGAAGCACGGUGACGGCCCAAUUGUCGUCCUGGGAUCUGCCACGUCCUGCAUCUCUAUCUCUUCGCAGCCGCUCUACGCAGCCAGCAAGCAUGCUGUCCUCGGGUUGGCCCGCUGCACAGCACAUAUUGGUGAAGCCGCUGAAUCGUGCAUUUACAUCUCGUCGGUUGCCCCAUGGUUGACGUUGACUUCUAUGGUGGAGGGGUAUCCAGGAGACGACUCGCCCGGAUACCCUUCAAAGCUCGCCGGAAGAUGCGGCGUGGGUGAUUAG